CGACAUCCUAUCGACCGAACAGACUGGACUGUAUCUCUGUUAAAAGUGCUUGUUUUUGGUUUAAUAUCAUAUCAUACCGUAAGUUCUCAUUGAGUUUGUGUGCCACCACAAGUCGAAGGGUCACGGUAUUGUCGCGCUCUUUUUUUAAAAAAUCUAACACGUCGUCCCACAUUUCCAUUGCUCACGAGUAUCCGCCAGACCAUGAAGCUCAGGGCGGCGCCGACGCUUGUCCGCAGAGGACACAAAUUCCAGCACCACUGCUGGACCAGCCGAAGCCAGAGGCAGCUUUCUGGAGUGUCAGCACAGGAGCAGCGGACGAUUCUUCGCUCCGCCUCCACCUCCGUAUCAAGUCGGUACAACGGUACAACAGCCUUGCGUCGAUCUCUCAGCCGGACGGUGACAGCGUCAAGAUGGACGGCGGCCCGGGCCCGUCCGGCAUCAACAUCAACAUCUUCAUUACCACAAGUUCUGGUCAAUGACAUGGCGAACCAAGAAGUUAUCGUCGAUUUCAACGGUACAGCGCUUCGAUACCCGUCGUUCUGGCUACGGGACCACUGUCCGUGCAGCGAGUGCCAGCACCCCAGCACGCACCAGCGGCAGCUGGACACAUUCACCAUCGACCCGGAGAUCAAAGUGUCGAGCGUGCUGUCGACACCGGCGGGCCUUGAAGUGUCAUGGCCGAACCAAGCAUCUUCCUCGACACCCAGCAACAGCAACGACACCCACAAAAGCGUCUAUCCAUGGGAAUGGCUCGAGACACACCCGCCAUUCAUGCAGCCGAGCAAGACACGGCCAUCAGCAACACCGACAACACAACAGCGGGCAUGGCGCCACGUCCCGCCGUCCGCAGCACCAGACAACUUACCACGCGUGCCGUACGACAUGAUCAUGAACACUCAGAGUCCCGAUGGCCUCAAACAAUUCUUGCAAAACAUCCAUACAUACGGCCUAUGUUUCAUGCCCGGCACGCCAGCGACGCCCGAAGCAACACAAUCCCUAAUCGAACGGAUCGCACACAUCCGAGCAACGCACUACGGCGGGUUCUGGGAUUUCACGAGCGAAAUCAACCCCAUCGACACGGCGUACACCAACGACCCGCUGCCGCCGCACACAGAUACAACCUACUUCACCGACCCGGCGGGUCUGCAACUAUUCCAUCUCCUCGAACAUACAUCGGCACAAGACCCUUCACAGCCCGGAAAGGGCGGCGAAUCGACAUUUGUCGAUGGCUUCGCCGCUGCUCAAUACCUGUACAAGCAUUUCCCCAACCACUACCAAGCCCUGUCGAACUACGCCAUCACUUCGGCCGCUCUAGGUUCACCCGCCGGCGAGUUCUUAAACACAAACUCAUCUGUCCUGGGAUAUCCCGUGCUGAACCACAGUUCGCCCACGGGAAAAGUCUCGUCCUCCCCGUCGCCAGCGACUCUGGUCCAGAUCCGCUGGAAUAAUCUCGACCGGCUGGCUCCGUCGAGCCCCAGUUUCCCUAGCCAUACCGCCCUGAAGAACUGGUAUGCUGCCGCCCGAGAGUGGGCCCGUAUCCUCGAGAGCCCCGAGUUCUUGUUGACGGUCAAGUUGCAACCUGGCGAGCCUGUCAUUUUUGACAACUGGCGCGUCUUGCAUGGCCGUCUGGGCUUCGAGGGCAAGAGGAGGGUCUGUGGUGCUUAUACGAGUAUGGACGAUUUUAGAGCGAGAUGCCGCAGUUUGGGAAUAGAGGAGGCGUAACAAUUUCUGCCUACAGAGAACAAGACAACCAGGUUUGCUUUCGACAGUUACAAUCGUCUUUAAGACGACAAAAGAAUAUGGAUAGGAUAUCCUGGCGUCUGUCUGGCAUUACUAUUACCAGCAGCAGCGCCUCAUAGCAUGGAUCAACCACCAGACAUCGCUGGUAUAGCCCUGAAAGUACCACAUGACACGAUGAUAUCCUCACCUUUCGAGAGACAGUCCUUGGAGACAGUCAAUUGACUCAAGCAGUACACACCCACAGAACCACCUAUCUCGAUCAUCGAUCUACGCACAAACUUCAUGACAUGAGCGACAUUCUUAUACUAGCUGACCCCUGCCACCUGCCGGAUCUUUGGAUAUGAUAGUCACGGUAUAUCUAACUCAGUUACCUGGGUAUAAAGUGGACAGAUCAUCCGCCGGAAGGGUUGGGUCGACCCCUGGAAUCAGGAGUCGGAGGCCACGGGAAGCAUUCCCCGGCGUCAAACGUAGAGUGGAAAGCAACAAGUGGACUAGAAUACUUGGUCAAACGAUCGCCUUACAUCUUCUUCGUCGAAUUUGCGAGUAUUAAUGUAUUAGUAAUGGUCUCUGGGAGUAAACUGCCUCUGCCUCCGCUCCAGCUCCAAGUCGACACAUAUCCAGGGCAUUUGGUAGCCCAAGCUGGAUCAUGACUGUUAU
Molecule: messenger RNA, 2397 nt
Organism: Exophiala dermatitidis NIH/UT8656
Lineage: Eukaryota; Fungi; Ascomycota; Eurotiomycetes; Chaetothyriales; Herpotrichiellaceae
Product: trimethyllysine dioxygenase
Exons: 1
Coding region: 202-1722 (506 amino acids)
Biological process (GO): carnitine biosynthetic process
Cellular component (GO): mitochondrion
Molecular function (GO): iron ion binding; trimethyllysine dioxygenase activity
Source: RefSeq, a predicted model, not a curated record